AUGUCAUCAGUCCGCUUCCUCAACGAACAGAACCCCUUCUGGGACUUCAUCGCCGGCCUCGACGGCUCCAACGCCAACCACCCCUUCUCCAACGCCUACAACCCCGAGUCUCGCCAACCUCGCGGUCCGCCUCCCGAGUACGGCUGGCCUGGUGCCUCAGACCACCAUGAUGGUCCACCGCCGCACCACGAGGGACCGCCACCACCCCAUCACUCGGGACCACCUCCCCCAGAGCACGAAGAUCCUCCUUCUCCUCCGCCACCGGGUCCCCAUGACCACCCCUUCGGUCCCGGCUUCCCCUUUGGCGGACGCCGCGGCGGUCCUCAUCACGGAGGACAUCAUGGACAUCACGGUGGACCACACGGCCACGAACGUCGUGGCGGCUGGGGUGGACGCGGUCGUGGUGGCUGGGGUGGUCGCGGCGGACGCUGCGGUGGCGAACGUGGCUCUAACCCCUGGGCCGCCGGCGGCAACUUCGACAUGAGCAAACUAGCAGACUUCAUUUCGCAAUUCGUGCCCGAGGACGUGCUCUCCAACAUCGCCCCCAGAGACAAUACCGCCACCACCAGCAAGGAAGCGGCAACCACCAACAACAAAGAUUUUACCCCUCCCGCUGACAUCUUCGACACCCCCGACGCCUACGUCGUGCACAUCUCGCUCCCCGGUGCCAAGAAAGAAGACGUGGGCGUGAACUGGGACGCCGACAAGAGCGAACUCAACGUCGCUGGCGUCAUCUACCGCCCCGGCAACGAAGAAUUCCUCAAGACCUUGGCGCUGGAUGAGCGAAAAGUGGGGGUCUUUGACCGAAAAGUGAAGCUGGGCAGUAAAGCAAACCCUGCGAACGUGGAUGCGGAUUCCAUUUCCGCGAAGAUGGAGGAUGGGGUGUUGUUGGUUACGAUCCCGAAGACGGAAGAGUUUGUGGAUGUCAAGAAGGUCGAUAUCGAGUAG
Messenger RNA from Letharia columbiana, 948 nucleotides. RefSeq lists its product as uncharacterized. The coding region runs from base 1 to 948 and encodes 315 amino acids. NCBI's taxonomy places the organism in Eukaryota, Fungi, Ascomycota, Lecanoromycetes, Lecanorales, Parmeliaceae. The transcript has a single exon. The record is from RefSeq and is a predicted model, not a curated record. Gene Ontology annotation, biological process: protein complex oligomerization; protein folding; response to salt stress.